GUAAAACCCGGGUAUGUUAUCACAUUAGUGAAUCUUCAGCUUGAGGAACAGAGGAACAGACUUUAAUGCUCAGUGUGAGGAUGUGGCGUGUGUGUGUGUUCGCUCUUCUGUCCGUUACGUGUGCUCGUCCACAGCUUCACACACAUGAUGAGAUGAUCAGCUUCAUCAAUGCAGCCAGAAGCACAUGGACGGCAGGUGUCAAUUUCGACAAUGUGCCAAAAAAAUAUCUGAAAUCUCUGUGUGGGACGGUUCUGAAGGGCCCAAGAUUGCCACAUACUGUGAAACACUCCACAAACGUGAAGCUUCCAGACAGUUUUGACCUGCGGGACCAGUGGCCGAACUGUAAGACCCUCAACCAGAUCCGAGACCAAGGGUCCUGCGGCUCCUGCUGGGCGUUCGGUGCAGUGGAGUCCAUCUCUGAUCGUAUCUGCAUCCACAGUAAAGGGAAGCAGUCUCCGGAGAUCUCAGCUGAAGAUCUGCUGUCCUGCUGUGAUCAGUGUGGAUUCGGCUGUUCUGGAGGUUUUCCGGCUGAAGCCUGGGAUUACUGGAGAAGAUCCGGCCUAGUGACUGGAGGACUGUACAACUCUGAUGUGGGCUGCAGACCGUACUCCAUCGCUCCCUGUGAGCAUCAUGUGAACGGCACUCGACCGCCGUGUUCAGGUGAACAGGACACACCCAAAUGCACAGGGGUUUGUAUCCCAAAAUACAGCGUCCCCUACAAACAGGACAAACACUUUGGCUCUAAAGUGUACAACGUCCCAUCGGACCAGCAGCAGAUCAUGACUGAACUUUACACCAACGGCCCUGUAGAGGCGGCGUUUACUGUUUAUGAGGACUUUCCACUGUAUAAGAGCGGUGUUUAUCAGCAUCUCACUGGUUCUGCUCUCGGUGGACACGCAGUGAAGAUCCUCGGCUGGGGAGAAGAAAACGGGACACCCUUCUGGCUGGUGGCAAAUUCCUGGAACUCAGACUGGGGCGACAACGGUUAUUUUAAGAUCCUCAGAGGCCAUGAUGAAUGUGGGAUUGAGAGUGAGAUGGUGGCUGGACUCCCUAAGCUCUGAAUACACACACACACACACACACACACACACACACACACACACACACACACACACACACACACACACACAGUCAUGCUGCUUCUAAAUCACACUCAAACACAAUCAUUAAGUUGGGACUUUUAGUUUGAUAAGAAUGGCACGGAAAUAAAAAAUUACACAAGUAUGUUUUCUUUUUUUCUAUUCUGCAAUAUAAUGAAUAAUGCAACCUCUACGCUACCGAUGCAAUAACAUAUUCUGUAUUAAAUAAUAGGAUAUAUGUAGUCUAGGGCUGCUUAAUGUAUUGCAAAAUGAUUGUUAUAGUACUGCAUAUGCAAUAUAAGUAUUGCAGAUGUGUGAUAAUUUAGAUUUAUUUUAUGCAUUGGUUGUUUAUCUAAAUUUGACCAAUCCGAUGGAGCCUCACUAUCUUUAGCCCCGCCUCCACAGUGGUUGCUGUUCUGUCAGUAAGCUGGAGCAUUUAAGUGUGGAAGUGUUUAUUUACUGUAUAUAGCACUUUUUAAACAUAUUAAUGCAGUCACAAAGUGUUUUACAAGUGAGAAACUACAACAAAAAUGAACGAUUCUAUGAGGUACAACAACAAAAUUUUAAAUAAAACACGUUUUAUAAGCUGUCUAAUUUACAUAUGAAUAGAACAUUCAAUAUACUGAAAUGUUAUUACCUUUCUGAGGAUCAUGUGACACUGGAGACUGGAGUAAUGAUGCUGAAAAGACAAACCAGUAUUUUGACCUGGACCCGUGUUUACACAAGCAUCUGAUCGUACCAAGAGUUCUGCUGAACAGUGCCACAACAAACAUCUCGCAGUCACAAAACUGCUGAAAUCAUUCAAGGAAGUCUUCAGCUGAGAGUGAGAGCAGGGUUUACCUCAUUGCCAUGGAUUAUGUCAUAAUGCUUAUUAACUAUGCAGACAGUGAUUGGCUGAUGGGAAGGGGGAGGAGUCUGUCAGUGUUAUUAGUAAGUUCCUUGCUUUUGAACGUUUAGACAUUAAAUAAACAUCUUCUGGUGUUACAAAUAAAUGUGUUUCUUAAAAAACAUGGGCAAAUUUGGGUUUAUAGAACAUACAUUUGCAAAAAUAAAUAUAUUUUUGGUUGU
This is a messenger RNA of Danio rerio (zebrafish), 2147 nucleotides long. The record is from RefSeq and is a predicted model, not a curated record. NCBI's taxonomy places the organism in Eukaryota, Metazoa, Chordata, Actinopteri, Cypriniformes, Danionidae.